Messenger RNA from Nestor notabilis (Kea), 862 nucleotides. RefSeq names its product zinc finger, matrin-type 2 (gene ZMAT2). The annotation marks the transcript as partial. Gene Ontology annotation, biological process: mRNA splicing, via spliceosome. The transcript has 5 exons. Lineage: Eukaryota; Metazoa; Chordata; Aves; Psittaciformes; Psittacidae. The record is from RefSeq and is a predicted model, not a curated record. Gene Ontology annotation, molecular function: nucleic acid binding; zinc ion binding. Gene Ontology annotation, cellular component: U4/U6 x U5 tri-snRNP complex; spliceosomal complex.
ACCAAGAACUUGGACUUCCGCCGAAAGUGGGACAAAGAUGAGUAUGAGAAACUUGCAGAAAAGAGGCUCACAGAAGAGAGAGAAAAGAAAGAUGGCAAACCAGCUCAGCCCGUCAAAAGGGAACUUCUGCGGCACCGGGACUACAAAGUGGACUUGGAAUCGAAGCUGGGGAAAACCAUUGUCAUCACCAAAACCACCCCUCAGUCAGAGAUGGGAGGGUAUUACUGUAACGUAUGUGACUGUGUGGUGAAAGACUCCAUUAACUUCUUGGAUCACAUCAAUGGCAAAAAACACCAGAGAAAUCUGGGCAUGUCCAUGCGGGUGGAGCGCUCCACGCUGGACCAGGUGAAGAAACGCUUUGAAGUGAACAAGAAGAAGAUGGAGGAGAAGCAGAAGGAUUAUGACUUUGAGGAGAGGAUGAAGGAACUCCGUGAGGAGGAGGAGAAGGCCAAAGCCUACAAGAAGGAGAAGCAGAGGGAGAAGAAGAGGCGGGCAGAGGAAGACCUGACAUUUGAGGAGGAUGAUGAGAUGGCAGCCGUGAUGGGUUUCUCUGGUUUUGGCUCAACCAAAAAGAACCACUGAGCAAAUCUGGACUCUCCUCUUUCUUGAAACAGAUUGUUUUUACCCAGGGGACUCUGGAUAACUCUUUAAAAAGACUUGAUUGAGGACUUGUAUGUAAAUCUCUCAGUAGAAAUGGGUUGGAGGAGGCGAAAAGUGAUUCCAUGCUCUACCUGUGCUGCAGAACAAGCUCCGCCUGUCAUUAGCUCCCCAUCUCCUUUUGUGUCCUAGAUCUGGCUGCUCAGCACUGCUCCAUGGCCUUGUGUGUGCAGCAAGUGUUCUGCUGGGUAUAGUUUUGUGUCAG